CACACACCACACACGCACAAACACACACACAUAGUGCCGCCGCCGCUGCUGCUGCUGCUGCUGCUCACACGCUGUCCGGCCACUUGGAAAUUUCCCUGAACGCGCAGGAUAUUUGCGAGCCGAGGAGCGGGACUGUCGGCUAAUGUGCAUCUUCUCGGGGCUGCCUCGCUUUGAAAUGCCCCAGUAGAGGACCUGAAGCUGUGAAGAUCAGCGGACAUCCAAGGCUGCAUUGUCCUCAGCAAUAAGGUGUAGCUGCAGGCCCCGCCCACACCGCCAGCCAAGAUGGUGGCGCUGUCGCUGAAAAUCUGUGUGCGCCAAUGCAACGUUGUGAAGACGAUGCAGUUUGAGCCCUCCACAGCUGUCUACGAUGCCUGCAGGAUCAUCAGAGAGAGAGUCCCAGAGGCUCAAACCGGACAGGCUUCAGACUAUGGUCUGUUUCUAUCUGAUGAAGACCCCAGAAAAGGCAUCUGGUUGGAGUCUGGAAGGACACUGGACUAUUACAUGCUCCGCAACGGGGAUAUUCUCGAGUACAAGAAGAAGCAAAGACCCCAGAAAAUCAAAAUGUUGGAUGGGGCUAUUAAAACCAUCAUGGUGGAUGACUCCAAAACAGUGGGAGAGCUGCUUGUGACUAUAUGCAGUAGAAUAGGCAUUACGAACUACGAGGAAUAUUCUCUGAUCCAGGAGACGGUGGAGGAGAAGAAGGAGGAAGGGAUGGGCACGCUGAAGAAGGACAGGACGCUGCUGCGUGACGAAAGGAAGAUGGAGAAGCUGAAAGCCAAACUGCACACAGAUGAUGACUUGAACUGGCUGGACCACAGCAGGACGUUCAGAGAGCAGGGGGUGGACGAGAACGAGACUCUUCUGCUCAGACGCAAGUUCUUCUACUCAGACCAGAAUGUAGACUCCAGAGACCCGGUCCAGCUCAACCUGCUUUACGUACAGGCUCGAGACGACAUUCUAAAUGGUUCCCACCCCGUAUCAUUUGACAAAGCCUGUGAGUUUGGAGGCAUUCAGGCCCAGAUCCAGUUUGGACCUCACAUAGAGCACAAACACAAACCUGGAUUCUUAGACCUGAAGGAGUUUCUCCCCAAAGAAUACAUCAAGCAGAGAGGAGCCGAGAAGAAAAUAUUCCAGGAACACAAGAACUGUGGAGAAAUGACAGAGAUUGAAGCAAAAGUAAAAUAUGUUAAACUGGCGAGGUCUCUGCGGACGUAUGGUGUCUCCUUCUUCCUUGUCAAGGAAAAAAUGAAGAGUAAGAACAAGCUGGUGCCGCGACUCUUGGGGAUCACCAAAGAAUCUGUGAUGAGAGUGGACGAGAAGACCAAAGAUGUGGUUCAGGAGUGGCCUCUUACCACUGUGAAGAGGUGGGCUGCGUCACCCAAGAGCUUCACCCUGGACUUCGGGGAGUACCAAGAGAGCUACUACUCGGUUCAGACCACUGAAGGGGAACAGAUCUCUCAGCUCAUUGCCGGUUACAUCGACAUCAUCCUCAAAAAGAAGCAAAGCAAGGACCGCUUUGGAUUAGAAGGUGAUGAGGAGUCAACCAUGCUGGAGGAAUCUGUAUCCCCAAAAAAGUCGACCAUCCUUCAGCAGCAGUUUAACCGUGUCGGCCGCAUGGAGCACGGCUCUGUGGCACUUCCAGGGGUGAUCCGCUCCGGCUCCAUUGGCACGGAGUCGCUGAGCAUGGGUACCAUGCCAUCUGCUCAGCAGCAGAUCACAAUGGGCCAGAUGCACCGUGGACACAUGCCACCACUGAGCUCAGCACAGCAGGCUCUGAUGGGAACCAUCAACACCAGUAUGCAAGCUGUACAGAAGGCCCAGAUAGACCUGGGAGAGGUUGACAACCUGCCACCACUGGGGCAAGAUAUGGCUUCAAAGGUGUGGAUCCAAAACAAGAUGGAUGAAUCCAAACAUGAGAUCCACUCUCAAGUGGACGCCAUCACGGCAGGAACAGCCUCCGUUGUCAACCUCACUGCUGGUGAUCCUACCGACACAGAUUACACAGCAGUGGGAUGCGCCAUCACUACUAUUUCCUCCAACCUGACUGAAAUGUCAAAGGGUGUGAAGCUGUUGGCUGCACUGAUGGAGGACGAUGUGGGAGGAGGAAAUGACCUGAUGAAGGCCGCCAGGACACUUGCCGGAGCCGUGUCUGACCUGCUGAAAGCUGUGGAACCAGCCUCUGGAGAGCCCAGACAGACUGUGCUGACAGCAGCAGGCAGCAUCGGCCAGGCCAGCGGAGACCUCCUGCGCCAGAUAGGAGAGAACGAGACAGAUGAGAGGUUCCAGGACAUCCUCAUGAAUCUGGCCAAAGCAGUGGCCAACGCGGCAGCCAUGCUGGUGCUGAAGGCCAAGAACGUGGCCCAGGUUGCAGAAGACACCGUCCUCCAGAACCGGGUCAUCGCUGCGGCCACACAAUGCGCCCUGUCCACCUCCCAGCUGGUGGCAUGUGCCAAGGUGGUGAGUCCGACCAUCAGCUCCCCGGUUUGCCAGGAGCAGCUAAUCGAAGCCGGGAAGCUGGUGGAUCGCUCGGUGGAGAGCUGCGUCCAGGCCUGCCUCUCAGCCACAGAGGAUGGCGAGCUCCUCAAACAGGUGAGCGCUGCAGCCAGCGUGGUGAGUCAGGCUCUGGGAGAUCUCCUGCAACACGUCCGUCAGUACACCUCAAGAGGAGAGCCCAUCGGGCGCUACGACCAGGCCACGGACACCAUCAUGACGGUCACCGAGAGCAUCUUCAGCUCGAUGGGGGACGCAGGAGAGAUGGUCCGUCAGGCUCGGGUCUUGGCCCAGGCCACCUCAGACCUGGUGAAUGCCAUGAGGUCCGACGCUGAGGCCGAAGUGGAUGUCGACAAUUCUAAAAAGUUGCUGGCAGCUGCUAAGUUGCUGGCGGACGCCACUGCGAGGAUGGUGGAGGCAGCAAAGGGUGCUGCAGCGUAUCCGGAGAACGAGGACCAGCAGCAGAGACUGAGGGAGGCUGCAGAGGGGCUGCGUGUGGCCACCAACGCUGCUGCUCAGAAUGCCAUCAAGAAGAAGCUGAUCAACAGACUGGAGAACGCUGCCAAGCAAGCUGCGGCUGCUGCCACACAGACCAUCGCUGCUGCUCAAAACGCUGCCGCCUCGAACAAGAACACAGCUGCUCACCAGCAGCUGGUGCAGAGCUGCAAGGCAGUAGCAGAUCACAUCCCUCAGCUCGUCCAGGGAGUUCGUGGAAGUCAGGCCAAACCGGAGGACCUCAGUGCACAACUAGCCCUCAUCAUUGCCAGUCAGAACUUCCUACAGCCCGGCAGCAAGAUGGUGACCUCGGCCAAGUCGUCUGUUCCCACGGUGACAGAUCAGGCUGCAGCCAUGCAACUGGGUCAGUGUGCCAAGAACCUGGCCACCUGCCUGGCUGAACUGAGGAUGUCUGCACAGAAGGCUCAUGAAGCUUGCGGCCCCAUGGAGAUUGACUCUGCGCUCACUGCCAUCCAGACCCUGAGAAGUGAACUGCAAGAUGCCAAGCUGGCUGCUGUAAACACCCAACUGAAACCACUACCUGGAGAAUCGUUGGAGAAGUGCGCUCAGGAUCUGGGCAGCACCUCGAAGUCGGUGGGAUCCUCCAUGGCUCAGCUGCUCACCUGCGCUGCACAAGGAAAUGAGCACUACACGGGAAUAGCAGCCAGAGAGACGGCUCAGGCCCUGAAAACUCUCGCCCAGGCGGCCCGCGGCGUCGCUGCUUCCACCACAGACCCCAAGGCAGCGGCUGCCAUGUUGGACUCGGCUCGCGAUGUUAUGGAGGGCUCGGCGCUUCUGAUUCACGAGGCCAAGCAGGCGUUGAUUUCCCCCGGAGAUGCGGAGAGCCAACAGCGGCUGGCACAGGUGGCCAAGGCCGUCUCUCAUUCCCUGAAUAACUGCGUCAACUGUCUGCCUGGCCAGAAGGAUGUGGACAUGGCUCUCAAGAGCAUCGGGGAGGCCAGCAAAAAGCUGCUGAUAGAAACUAUCCCUCCAGCCUCCAAGUCAUUCCAGGAGGCCCAGAGUGAGCUGAACCAAACUGCAGCAGACCUGAACCAGUCGGCAGGCGAGGUGGUCCACGCCUCCAGGGGCUCGAGCAGCCAGCUGGCUGUGGCCUCUGGGAAGUUCAGCCAAGACUUUGACGAGUUCCUGGAUGCUGGCAUAGAGAUGGCUGGCCACACUCAGAAAAAGGAUGAUCAGGUGCAGGUGAUUGGUAACCUGAAGAACAUCUCCAUGGCUUCUAGCAAGCUGCUGCUGGCUGCUAAAAGUCUGUCUGUGGAUCCAGCAGCUGCAAAUGCCAAGAACCUGCUUGCUGCUGCUGCGAGAGCUGUGACUGACAGCAUCAACCAGCUGAUCACGCUGUGUACACAGCAGGCUCCUGGCCAGAAGGAGUGUGAUAACGCCCUGAGAGAGUUGGAGGCUGUCAGAGGAAUGCUGGACAACCCCAAUGAACCGGUCAGUGACCUCUCCUACUUCGACUGCAUCGAGAGUGUGAUGGAGAACUCCAAGGUCCUGGGAGAGUCCAUGGCAGGUAUUUCUCAAAACUGCAAGACCGGUGAUGUGCCUGCGUUUGGAGACUGUGUGGGGUCGGCCUCCAAAGCCCUGUGUGGCCUCACUGAAGCUGCAGGACAGGCCUCCUACCUGGUGGGCGUAUCUGAUCCCAACAGUCAAGCAGGACACCAGGGGUUGGUGGAUCCCAUCCAGUUCGCCAAAGCCAACCAGGCAAUCCAGAUGGCCUGUCAGAAUCUUGUUGACCCCGAGAGCAGCCCCUCCCAGGUGCUCUCAGCAGCCACCAUUGUUGCUAAGCACACCUCGGCAUUGUGCAACGCCUGCCGUCUGGCUUCCUCUAAGACGACCAACCCUGUUGCCAAGAGACACUUUGUCCAGUCUGCCAAGGAGGUGGCCAACAGCACCGCCAACUUGGUCAAAACCAUCAAGGCUUUAGACGGUGAUUUCUCAGAGGAGAACAGGAACCGGUGUCGAGUCGCCACAGCUCCGCUAAUCGAAGCUGUGGAAAACCUGACAACAUUUGCUUCAAACCCCGAGUUUGCCAGUGUCCCAGCUCAAAUCAGCAAUGAGGGCUCUGCAGCACAGGAGCCCAUCCUCCACUCAGCACGCUCUAUGCUGGACAGCUCUACUCACCUGCUCAAAACUGCACGCUCAUUGGUUAUCAACCCCAAAGACCCGCCCACGUGGUCGGUUCUGGCUGGUCACUCUCGCACCGUCUCCGACUCCAUCAAGGGUCUCAUCACAGCCAUCCGGGACAAGGCCCCAGGCCAGCGGGAGUGUGACUCGUCAAUUGAUAACAUCAACAAAUGCAUCCGGGACAUUGAGCAGGCGUCCCUGGCAGCCGUCAGCCAGAACUUACCUAGCAGGGACGACAUCUCACUGGAGGCGCUACAAGAGCAGCUGACGUCCACCGUGCAGGAAAUUGGCCACUUAAUUGACCCCGUUUCCACUGCUGCCAGGGGCGAAGCUUCCCAACUAGGACACAAGGUGACCCAAUUGGCUCGUUACUUUGAGCCGCUGAUCAAGGCCUCUGUGGGCGUGGCGUCCAAGCUGAGUGACCACCAGCAGCAGAUGACUUUCCUGGACCAGACCAAGACUCUGGCCGAGUCUGCCCUGCAGAUGCUCUACGCUGCCAAGGAGGGUGGCGGAAACCCGAAGGCAUCGCAUACCCAUGACGCCAUAGCAGAGGCGGCUCAGCUCAUGAAGGAGGCGGUCGAUGACAUCAUGGUGACGCUGAAUGAGGCCGCCAGCGAGGUGGGAAUGGUGGGAGGAAUGGUGGAGUCCAUUGCAGACGCCAUGGCCAAGCUGGACGAGGGGACGCCACCUGAACCCGACGGCUCCUUUGUGGAUUACCAGACCAGUAUGGUGAAAUAUUCCAAGACAAUUGCUGUUACUGCUCAGGAAAUGAUGACUAAAUCGGUGACGUGUCCAGAUGAGCUGGGAGCUCUGGCCUCUCAGGUGACCGUGGACUACAGCCAGCUGGCCGUUCAGGGACGACUGGCUGCUCACACAGCUGAGCCAGAAGAGAUUGGUUUCCAGAUCAAGACUAGAGUGCAGGAACUUGGCCAUGGCUGUAUCUUCCUGGUCCAGAAGGCUGGAGCUCUGCAGAUCACACCGUCUGACAGCUUCACCAAGCGGGAGCUCAUUGAAUGUGCCCGAGCAGUCACAGAAAAGGUGUCCUUGGUGCUCUCAGCCCUCCAGGCAGGUAACAAGGGCACGCAGGCUUGCAUCACGGCGGCCAGCGCGGUAUCCGGCAUCAUCGCUGAUCUGGACACCACCAUCAUGUUUGCCUCCGCUGGCACCCUCAACGCAGAGAAUGACGAGUCCUUCGCAGACCACAGGGAGAACAUUUUGAAGACGGCCAAAGCUCUGGUCGAGGACACAAAGAUGCUGGUGUCUGGUGCAGCUUCCGGUCAGGACAGGUUGGCUCAAGCUGCCCAGUCUUCUGCCAAAACCAUUACGCAGCUCACAGAUGUGGUCAAACUGGGAGCUGCCAGCAUCGGUUCUGAUGAUCCUGAGACACAGGUGGUUCUGAUAAAUGCUGUCAAAGAUGUGGCCAAGGCACUGGCUGAGCUCAUUAGUGCCACCAAGUGUGCCGCUGGCAAGUCAGCAGAUGAUCCGUCCAUGUACCAACUGAAGAGUGCUGCCAAGGUCAUGGUGACUAACGUGACGUCCCUGCUGAAGACGGUGAAGGCUGUGGAGGACGAGGCUACUCGAGGCACCAGAGCGCUGGAGGCCACCAUCGAGUGUAUUAAACAGGAAAUGGCGCUGUUUCAAUCCAAAGAUGCUCCCAACAAGACGACGACACCCGAGGAGUUCAUUCGCAUGACUAAGGGCAUCACCAUGGCAACUGCUAAAGCUGUAGCAGCAGGAAACUCUGCCCGGCAGGAGGACAUCAUCCAUACAGCCAACCUCAGCCGCAAAGCCAUUUCAGACAUGCUCACCACCUGCAAGCAAGCCGCCUAUCAUCCAGAGGUAAACGAGGAGGUGAAGAACAGAGCGCUGAUGUUCGGAUUAGAGUGUACAACUGGAUACAUCGACCUGCUUGAACAAGUACUAAUGGUCCUGCAGAAGCCCACUGCAGAGCAGAAGCAGCAUCUGGCAGCGUGCUCCAAACGGGUGGCAGGAGCCGUAACAGAACUCAUCCAGACCGCUGAGGCCAUGAAAGGUUCGGAGUGGGUGGACCCCGAGGAUCCAACCGUGAUUGCAGAGACUGAGCUGCUCGGAGCAGCAGCGUCCAUCGAGGCUGCAGCCAAGAAGCUGGAGCAGCUCAAACCCCGAGCCAAGCCAAAGCAGGCUGAUGAGACUCUGAACUUUGAGGAGCAGAUCCUGGAGGCAGCUAAAUCCAUCGCUGCAGCCACCAGCGCUUUGGUCAAAUCUGCCUCAGCCGCCCAGAGGGAGCUGGUGGCUCAGGGCAAAGUGGGCUCCAUCCCUGCCAACGCCGUGGACGACGGACAGUGGUCCCAGGGUCUCAUCUCUGCUGCGCGUAUGGUAGCGGCAGCCACCAGCAACCUGUGUGAGGCCGCCAACGCCUCGGUGCAGGGCCACGCCAGCGAGGAGAAGCUCAUCUCUUCAGCCAAACAGGUGGCAGCAUCCACUGCUCAGCUGCUGGUGGCCUGUAAGGUGAAGGCCGACCAGGACUCUGAGGCCAUGAGGAGGCUGCAGAUCGCUGGGAACGCUGUGAAGAAGGCGUCAGACAAUUUGGUGCGAGCGGCCCAGAAGGCAGCAUUUGACAAAGCGGAUGAAGACAACGUGGUGGUCAAGACGAAGUUCGUAGGCGGAAUAGCGCAGAUCAUUGCAGCGCAGGAAGAGAUGCUGAGGAAGGAGAGAGAGCUGGAAGAAGCCAGAAAGAAACUGGCUCAGAUCAGGCAGCAGCAGUACAAGUUCCUGCCCAGCGAGCUUCGAGAGGACGACAACUAACCGCUGCCGUUUACGCUCUAACCAGUGUGAAGAGCACAUCUGUAUUUGUGCGCCAAUGUGUGUCUUUCUAAUGGCACACCUGGACAGGUAUGUGGCCUCCAGUGACUUCAGAAGUAUUGUGACUGAUUAAACAAACCAGUAAAGCCCGAGUCUGCAGUGAACGCCGCUGACCGCAUCGUGUGGGAAGAUCUUCAAGUCAACUACUAGCGAGUUUGAAAUACUACUGUGUGGAACUGACUACUUCGUGAAAACAUCGUACAGACUGAAGAACUUCUUCAUGUCCUCAUGUAAAGCAUAACUACUACGACUGAUGUAAUCUGAAACUGAAUGUGACCUGCUUAGGACAAACGGCACAGCUCAUUCGCUCUCAUGUUUGCCCGCAAGCUCCGAUUUCUUUCUUUUCUUUCAAAACUCGCAGCUCUAGUGCAUAAACUUUAAGAUGAAGAAUUGAUUGUACUGCUGUUCGUGUCACGUAACUGCAUCUGAGGGCAAAAACAUUUCAGCUGGGUACUCUGAUAAUGAAUGAAUGUUGGCCUUUGUGCUCCAGUUUGGCACCUUAACGUCUGUCUGAAUCAUGUAAAUCACUGUGGCACGUCUUGACUUCAGUUCAGUGGCCAUUAGCCCUAAUAUGAAGGAGGGUCCGAUUUUGCAUAAUGGUGUUUCUUGGACCAUAAUGUGAAUUUCAAUAAUGGACAUUUGUUUUGGGGAAUCUCCCGUUAGUAGACGGUUAUAUAAGCAUCUUUGCUUUCUCUCGUCGUUUUUCUUCUGAUAUUCGUUGGCUGUACACGCAAAAUGUCUUCUUAAGAUGCAACAAAUUCUACGUGUUCGUCAAAAUCACUGCAUAUAGGUGUGAUCAUGUGCAGCCAUUCAAACAGAAUGUUUUCCAUUAUGUUACCAUGUGAAUGCUUUUCUACACAGGACAGCAUAUUUACCAUAGAAAGAAUAUUUAUUACUUCCGAGUGUUUUUAGCAAAGAGAGGUCUUUCGGGGGCAGACAUAGUUUUGUUUAGUUGCUGUCGGACAACCUUGCAAUCCUUCAGACGUUUUUUUUUUUAUUCCUUUAUCAUUUCAGGUGUUGAGAUCUACGUACGGUAUGAGCAGAAUUUGAUCAUGAUGCAAUAAGACGGAUGGUGCUUUAGAGGGCAGUAUUGGUUUUCCGUAUGCCUGCAAACUUCAAGUAAUAAUCCAGAAGAGGAUGUUGUGUUACUGAGUGCUUAUGUAUUUGACUUUCAGUGUAAGAUAGAUAGUUUGCAGAACUUGGCUGGCUCCUACAUCGUGCAAAUAAAGAAGAACUGGAAAGAAUACCUCGCACCUUCUGAACCAGUCGAAUGCCGUGCAGUACCACGUCCUAUGCAUGUGCUUGUUUCUGUGGGUUACUUCACCCAGCAGUAGAUUUACUUUGGUCCUGAUGUUGACAUUUUUCUUUCCCACUCCUUUUCUAGCAAUACUCAAAUCACUGCCAGGGAUUGAUUUGUGUCAAUUCACCUCCAAUUCUGCGCAACAAAAUUCAUAAUCUGAAACUUACUUGGCAAUAAGCGAAACAAAUCACAGCUUCUAGCAGGUUAAAGUGAGUGAAUUGAAAGUGAAGUGACUGCGACACUGAUCACUGCAGUUAUUCUUUUCUGGGUGCUCUGUGCGACUUUUACUGAAUAUGCUACUUGCUGCAAUAGAAGAACCUUUUUUUUUGUUCACCGAGUUUGAUUGUACUGUGUUUUGUUCCCUCGUCUUACUAUACGGGCUGUGUUUCAAUAUUAAACUACGGUAUAGUGUAAGAUUAGGUCCUGCUGUGAAAAUGCAUGGCUUUGUGUUGCAGAUGCAGAGUGAUUCAGACCUCCACGUACAGGCAGUGCACCACAGCUGCUAGCUGAGGACAGGCCGUCACCUUUAAGGGUUUUUUUUGUUUUUUUUUGACAGUUGAAUUCAGAGGUGUUUUCUGCCGUUGUGUUUUGUGUGGGAGGGAGGGAGGGUCCACUGCUUAUCAGUCGAGUCUGUAGUGUUAUUAUUAGUGCCUUAGUCCGUAGCCCAUACAGUGUCCGGUCUGCUUGAGUGACAGCUUCACCUGAUCGGUCAGUAGAAGGUACUGGACGAGCUGUCAUUUUGGAAAUGUAGGUUCAUGUCUGUGGGUUGUUUUUUUAACAUUUGUGGUCCCACUUGCUAACGUGCUGUUCCUCCAAGUGCUGAAGCCAUCUGCACCCCCUUUACUUUUCUCUCUGCCACAUGCAAGGCCUUUCGGGGACGACAGAGGAACCGUUCGCCAGUCAAGAAAAUGUGUUGCUGUUUAAAAUGUACUAUCAGUAUAUAUACUGUAUAUGUAUAUUAUAUAUGAGCACAUUUUUGUACUGCAUUCCAUGGGCAUGCACCACAGUGCUUCUGAACUACGACAGACCGGAGGUUUGAGAUCUGUCAACUGCUUUAUUGUGUGUUAUGAAGUCACAGAAAUUUUAUGGAUGGGCUUUUAUUUUGUUGUGCUUUUAAGACUCUAUGAAAGAUACAUGUGGUAAGAACAUUUCGAUAUAUCUGUCACCAUUAAGAUGUUGUGACGCAUUUCAAUGCUGUGGAGUAAUUGAAGUGUUCUGUAUGUUUUGUUUUUUUCCCCUCUUAACAGAAAUAAAAUUAGGAAGCCGCUACAAUAAAGAUAAGUGAUAACGUACAGUAUAAAAGAUAUUUAUCUGGCCUCGAUAAAACUAUUUUUUGUAUUCACUGAAAAUAAAGCAUUUCAAUGUAAUGACA
Molecule: messenger RNA, 10640 nt
Organism: Acanthochromis polyacanthus (spiny chromis)
Lineage: Eukaryota; Metazoa; Chordata; Actinopteri; Pomacentridae
Gene: tln2a
Product: talin 2a
Exons: 58
Coding region: 283-7911 (2542 amino acids)
Biological process (GO): cell-cell adhesion
Cellular component (GO): plasma membrane; ruffle; focal adhesion
Molecular function (GO): actin filament binding; structural constituent of cytoskeleton; integrin binding
Source: RefSeq, a predicted model, not a curated record